GAAGGUUUAAACCCUCAACAAUGUUAUACAUAUUCAUAAUAACUUACUUGGACUGCAGAGGCGUCUUCAUUCAUUCAUGACAGGGACAUUUCUGCGCUACAUAUAUGCUGACAUUGCAUCUAAAGAUUUUAAUUCAGAGAUCGUCUUCACGGAGUGAAGUGAGUUUUGACCGGCUGGCGAAAUGAAGACGCGCGAUGCUUGUUUAUUUGUCGGUCCGCUACAAAUGCGCGUUUAUUUAAUCCUCGGUUUACCUAUUUUUUUCACAGCCUUUACAUUUUUCGUGGACGUGUUUACACUACACAUGAAUUCUUGCGAUGACUAUAUAAAAAGCAAGUAUCUGAACCACACAGUUGACAGUAAUAUUUCCACCAUCAGAAGUUGGACGGAGAAUCGCAGCUACCUUGCACGUGGUCCUACGUGUCAUGAUAAUCACUUUUUUGCACACGGACAGGCAACGUAUAUGACAGGAUUACUCAUCGGAUCUUUAUUCGGUGGCGCUUUAUCUGACAAGUAUGGAAAGAGGUUUCUCCUCAUAUGCUGCUCAGUUGUCCACGCAGCCGCUACACUGGUCGUUGCGUUUCUGCCGUAUGUGUCUGUGUAUCUGACCGCGCGCUGCGUCACUGGAGCAGCCAGUUGUGCCAUUCACAUUUGCACCUACAGUUUAGGGGUUGAAUGGAGCCUGCCGAAGUAUCGGAUCUGGCCACCCACUCUGUUUUCGUUCACCUUCAGUGUUGGAAUGAUGGGACUGGCCGGCAUCGCUUUUUUGACAAAUGGCUGGAUGCAGUUUCAUCUGGCAUUGGGCAUUCCUCAGAUUAUCUUUCUACCUCUUUAUUUCUUUCUUCCAGAAUCUCCAAGAUGGCUGCUUCUAAAUAAGAGACUGGAAAUAUUAGAGGCCUAUCAAAACAGAAGUCCUGAGGACAAACACUAUCUGGGGAUGCUUUUGGACUCAAUGGACAGCAAGAACCAGAAGUCCCACCCAGAGAAGAUCUACACUGAAACAGAGUCUCAUUCCACCAACUUUACAUCGCCUACUAUACUGCUGCGGCUGUUUAUCAUGAGUUACAUUGGUUUUGCAUCUGCUCUUACGUAUUAUGGGAUAUGCUUCAGUGUGGGAAGUUUUGGAGUAAAUAUCUAUCUGGCGCAGUUUUUCUCUGGACUAUCGGAGUCUCCUUGUUUGCUUCUUCCAUUUCUGUUGAAGCGAUGGGGUCGCAGGCCCUUCAGCAUGGCCUCUCUGUUCCUCAGUGGCAUUUCCUGUAUGCUGUCCCUCCUCGUCUCCAAAUUCUGUGACAUGCCUGAGCUUGUUAUGACUCUGGCUUUGAUUGGCAAGCUUUGUAUGCAGUCUACCACAUGUGUCUCUUUGCUCUAUGGAAUUGAGCUGUUUCCAACUAUAAUAAGGCAGAAGUGUGUUGGGCUUGUUAGUCUGUGUUACCGGGUGGCCUGUAUUAUAAAUGCAGUGGUGGCCCCUGAGGGUGGGGUCCCUCUGCCAGCUAUGAUCUGUUAUAGCAGCGGGCCCAUCAUUGGUGCGGCCCUCUGUCUGCUUCUCCCAGAGACCAGCGGCAUCCCUUUACCAGAUACAGUACAGGACUGUGAGAGGCAGCCCAGACUGAAGCUUGCAUGCUGUGCACGAUGGCCCUUAAACUCCACACGAGAGACAGAUGCUUCUUUUACCAAGCAGAAGGACACGAAGAGCCAGCUGGAACGUAGUCCUCUCUCAGCACAGUUAGAAAACUGUUAACCUCUGUCUCUUUAUUGCAGAAUGUGAAUUUCUUUUGUUUUUCUUUUUAGUAAAACAGGAACUACAGUAGAAGUGAAGGUCUAAACUGGGUAUGUUGGCAUUUAAUAUUAGAAUACAGUGGUUGUAUGAGAUAUUUUGACCAUAAUGAACUUUGUACCUGGAGGAUUAUAGUAGACCUGCCAAAAUGUCAUAUUUUAUUGGAGUCGUUGCCAGGCUUACACAAUGUCUUAAAACCUUUUGGGUUCUGCCAAAAGCACACACUUUUAUGGUUUUUAUGAUCCUCUUAUUUUGUUAUAUUAUGUUUUGUGAAGUUGUUUUGUUUGUUUCUUUUUAAAUAAUUCAGAGUAUGGAUUGCCUGUUUUUGCCAAGCUCAUGUAUUUUCGGAGGUAAAAUUUUACUUUCACAAAAACACCCGGGGCAAAGUCUUACCAUGAAGCAGACAGCAGGUUAAAUCAUUUUGUUUUGAUUAAAUCUGCUUGUAUGGAUGCCAUCCAGUAAUAACACAUGUCUAUGGGGAAAACAUUUUUACUUUUACCGUUGAUAUAGUCAUCUGUUCAAUGAUACUUGCAGUAUGAAAUGUUUAGGUUUUUGAAAGAAUGAUUUAGGCAGUUGUAUAGCCAAGUCUAUGCAAAAGUGCAAAAACACAUUGUACAGUAAUGUUAUUUGUCAGGCCUCAAAUAUAUAUACUGUAUAUACAGUAUGUAAUAUAACAACUACGCCAGUUUCAUUAUCGAAUAUUAUAUACAGUAUAUGGCAACACAAUACGUUUAAGAAUCAGGUGUAUCAGAAUCAGGCCUUCAGAUGCUACAAAUAAUAAUUUACACCAAUCAUCCUGUCCAAAGGUUUAUAUAGCUUUGUAUGUACAGAAUACCUUUGCUUUCAUACAUCAUGUAUCAUUUUCUUGAUAGCUUGUGCAAAUAGGUUGUUCAGAGCAGUAUUCAAUAAAAAAAUUCCUCAUCUUUCUAAUAUGUGACCUGCCUGUGA
Molecule: messenger RNA, 2719 nt
Organism: Triplophysa rosa
Lineage: Eukaryota; Metazoa; Chordata; Actinopteri; Cypriniformes; Nemacheilidae
Product: solute carrier family 22 member 13
Exons: 10
Coding region: 182-1735 (517 amino acids)
Biological process (GO): transmembrane transport
Cellular component (GO): membrane
Molecular function (GO): transmembrane transporter activity
Source: RefSeq, a predicted model, not a curated record